AUGGGCAUCUUUCCCGCCGCAACAGCUAGUCUGGCGGCUCUGGCCUCUCUGGCCUCUCUGGCCGUGCUCCCGGCCGCGGCCGACUCGGCAUACCACCUCGACCUCGAGGCCUACCAGGACGGCGACCUGGGCGACGUUCCCAUCCAGUCCUUCCACUCGUCCGGCAUCAAGGCGCCCGUCUAUCAGGUCAAUCACUGGGAUCCGACCAAGAUCGACCACGACAGCCCGUACAUGUUCAUGGCGGGCCGGUACGGCCAGUGGGGGCCCAGCAUCGUCUCGUCCAAGGACCUGAGCCUCGUCUGGGCCGACCAGCACUACGACGGUCUCGCCCAGACGGCGCGCACCUGGGACUUCCGGGGCCGGCGCGUCAUGACGUCGUACGCCGACGGGCACGUCCGCGUCUACGACGAGAGCUACAAGCAGAUCUACGUCUUCGCCGGCCGCGGAGACCUCUCCGGCCUCACGCCCGACUCGCACGAGGCCAUGCUCACCGCCGACGGCCACCUCCUCAUGAUCCUGUGCCCGACCCGCGACGCCGACCUCUCGGCCGUCGGAGGCCCCAAGGACGGCAAGCUGGCCGACUGCACCAUACAGGAGGUAGACCCCGACACCACCGAGGUCAUCUUCGAGUGGGCCACCACCAGGUACUUUGCGCCCGAGGACAGCGAGUGGGAGUAUCGCGGUGAAGAUGUCUGGGACUUUUGCCAUAUGAAUUCCGUCGAAAAGACCCGCGAGGGUAACUACCUCGUCAGCUACCGUCAUCUCAGCACGGUCAUCAUGGUCAACGGCAAGACCAAGGAGGUCAUCUGGGUCAUGUGGGGCAAGAAGAACAUGUUCGAGGACGUGAGCGGCAACAGCACGGGCGGUGCGCACUUCGCCUUCCAGCACGAGGCUCGCGUCAGCGGGCUCAAUCGCAUCACCCUCUUCGACAACCACCGCACCGACGGCAACGGCUUCUGCGACGACGACGACGACGGUGGGUGUUCGCGCGGUCUCGAGAUCGAGUACGACGUCGACGCCAAGACGGUCUGGGCCGUCAACGAGUGGAAGCACCCGCAGUCGCUGCUGAGCGCGUCGCGCGGCGGCGUCCAGCGCACGCCGUCGGGCAACGUCGUCGUCGCGUGGGGCCAGAACCCGAUGUACACCGAGUACACGGCCGACGGCGAGCUGGUCAUGGAUAUCCAGCGCGGUCCCGUCAAGGCCUCGGAGCACGGCAUCUUCGACGUCAUCGCCUACCGUAUCUGGAAGGGUAACUGGGUCGGCAAGCCCAGCUGGGGCCCCAACAUCUCCUACGUCGGCGACGGCGACGGCGGCGGCGACCACCGCUUCUACGUGUCGUGGAACGGAGCUACCGAGGUGGCCCGCUGGGUUCUGCUCAUGUCGGAUGAUGCGAAGGAGCUCGACGGCCCCGGAAACGUCUACGCCCAGUCCCCGCGCAACGGCUUCGAGACAGAGUUCAGGGUCGACAAGGUCCUCAGGUACGGACGCAUCGCCGCUCUCGACAGCGAGGGCCGCAUCAUCGGCUCCACGCCCGCCGUCCAGACGGACACUGGUAGCCUCAUCAGGCUGAGCCAUGGCGUCAAGGCGGUCACCAGGGCCGAGUCCCUCAGCAUCGACUCGGCGAUUCCCUCUUCUGCAGCCGUCUCUGUGCCGACGGGCGAGUCGAGCACCGACUCUGAUGCCGGCCACGUCAUUGAUGAAUCCGGGGCUUCCGAGAGCGACGACGAGGCUGUCCGACACUCUCUUCCCAUACUGGGCGCUCUGGUUGCUGGUGCCAUUGCCGGUGCCGUGACAGUACUUGGCCUGCUGGGCAUCCUCCGCUGGCGCAGGGGGAAUCGCAAGAAGCAGGCCGGCCGCACCAACGAAUCCAAGGCUGCAUACGGCCUUCUCGAGACAGACGGGGCUGAAGACGACGACGAGUCAGUGCUGCCAAGGACGAACAGUAACGGCAAGUAUGCAGGUCCAGAUGAAGCGGAGCGGAAAUGA
This is a messenger RNA of Geosmithia morbida, 1986 nucleotides long. Its product is annotated as Arylsulfotransferase (ASST). Lineage: Eukaryota; Fungi; Ascomycota; Sordariomycetes; Hypocreales; Bionectriaceae. The transcript has 4 exons. Bases 1 to 1986 code for a protein of 661 amino acids. The record is from RefSeq and is a predicted model, not a curated record.